UUUAUACAAAAGCAUCGUCAUUUACACAAAUUAGAUAUAAUUUUAAGCCUUGUGAAAGUACGUAGAAAUGUGUAGAACUUGAUGGUGAUGACAAUUUUCAUACUUUAGGAAGAAUAACAUUUUAACUGACUAAUAGAAUAUACUACUUUUAGUAGAAGAUAGUGUUGUUGGCCAUCCUGUAGAUUUACAUGUGUAACAUUUGGUUAGAAAAUGUUACUAACGUAUAAGUUUUAAAUCAAGUUUGAACUUUGAGUAUAUAUUUGUUUUUAUUUUAUUUGUGUACUGUAUAUUCGUUCAGUAAACGGUAAGAAUAAUUAACAUAAGGUUAUAAAUUUGUUAAAAUUUUGGUGGAAAUUUCUUGUGGUGAAGCGUGACUAUUAGAAUUUUUACGGUAUUAACAGCAGUUUUUAAGUCAUGUCCCUCAUCGCCACUUCAUCAACGGAUAUUAAAUUUCAUUUAUGGCUCGAAGGCAAUCUAAAGUAUAGCUAUUUGCCGGUUAGCCACUCUAGUGGGUUCAUAAAAACCUUAUCUUGGGCAAAAGAUGGAACAUGGCUUGUUCUUAUUCCCACUUCAGGAUAUGCAGAAAUUGUUAGUGUAAAAGAUAGUGUAAAGUUGUUGCUAAAGAUUAAAGAUAUUCAUCAGCCUACCUGUGCAAUUUUUCCAAAGACAACAAAGAAGUAUAUUGCACUGGGCACUUACUCUGGACAAGUAUUGAUUUAUGAUAUUAAAAACAAAAGUAUUCGGAAAAGAUUCCCAAGAGCAUCUUCGUGGAUUCAAAAUGUUGAUUGCAAUGCUAACGAUACUCAUUUAGCUGCUGCCACAAGUGCAGGAGAUAUUCUAAUUUAUAAUAUGACUGCCUCAAAUUUAAUUGCAACAUAUAAAAUACCAAAUUGCAGUAGUGCAAGUACAAUAUGUUUUCAUCGUACUAAAAGAAAUUUGCUAGCUGCAGGAAGCGAAGAGGGCAUUGUAGCUGUUUGGGAUAUUAAUACUAAUGAAAGGAAAGCCUCAUUUCAGGCUCAUUAUGCACCUGUAACAGAUGUAGCUUUGUCUCCUAUAAGAUCUGAUCUGGUAGCUACUGUUGGAAAAGAUAGGCAGUUUAUGUUUUAUGAUGUCCACAAUAAAAAAAAUGUUCUUCAAAUGGAAGUUCCCAGUUCAAUGUUGGCUUUGGAUUUUAGUCACUGUGGAUUAUAUUUAGGAAUGGGAUCUCAAAAUGGUCAUGUUGUUAUUUAUGACAUGAGAAAUUUGGCAAAGCCUGUUAGUGCCUUUCCUACUCACGAAGGUAAAAAAAUCACAAGAGUUUCUUUCCAACGUGCUCUCAAUGUAACAGAAGAAGAAAGCUCAACAACCAUAAUCGACGAUAAUUUUGUAACAAACGAAUCAAUUAACGAUAAGCAGAAUUCCUAUACAACUUCGCCUUAUCACUUCAAUGAUCAGAGCAAUACCAAUGAUCAAGAACAUGCAAAAGAUAUCGGGGACUCGUUUUUGGUCUCAUUAGAAAAUUCAAAUAGUUACAGUAUUGUUACAACUCCACAGCACGAAAUUAAUUUUUCUUUUCCGAAAGGUACUAGCGCCGUUACGUUGGAAUCGUCAGAGAAAAAGAAUCAACAAUUUCUUGGAGAUGUCAAUAAAAAAACGCCAGCCUCUUGUAAUAAGAAGGCGGCAUCAACGCCGAAAUAUUUGCAAGCUGAAGUGCCUAUCGGAGUUAAUUCUCCCAUUAUCUCUCCCGUUUGUCCGCCAGUGAAUUUAACAGAUAUAAAAAAAGUUUUUACAGAAAUUGUUCAUGAGGAACUGAAUACGCUUAAGGCAGAUCUUAGACACGAAUUUAUGGAAUCAAUGGCACAAACCCGACGCCAGUUUCUUGAUUUGCAAAUGUUCCUCGUUAAGGAGUUCAUAAACGUCGAAAAUACUGUUUAUAAAGUAAGCGGGGUAACUGUUGAAGAAUAUGCAGGUGAUUCUCAAGUUCUAAGAGAAAAUAUUAGACUGAAACAAGAAAUUGAAUUAUUAAAAGAGAAAGUAGUGGAGAAAGAUAAUCCACCAGAUUUUUCGUAGCACUAAUUUAUUAAUUUUUUUCAUCAAUAAAUCGUCCUGGUGUAGGAUUAAUUGUAAAUUUUGAAUAUUUGAAAAAAAAAUGUUAUAUUAAUUAAGGAAGUUAAACUAA
This is a messenger RNA of Agrilus planipennis (emerald ash borer), 2158 nucleotides long. RefSeq names its product protein NEDD1 (gene Grip71). The record is from RefSeq and is a predicted model, not a curated record. The transcript is spliced from 3 exons. Gene Ontology annotation, cellular component: ciliary basal body; centriole; pericentriolar material. Gene Ontology annotation, molecular function: gamma-tubulin binding. NCBI's taxonomy places the organism in Eukaryota, Metazoa, Arthropoda, Insecta, Coleoptera, Buprestidae. The coding region runs from base 415 to 2049 and encodes 544 amino acids. Gene Ontology annotation, biological process: mitotic cell cycle; microtubule nucleation.